GCGGGGCGGGCCGCAGUGGGAGCUCGUGCCGCGGUCCCGAGGAGCCGGCGCUGGAGGCCCCAGGCCGCUGUCCGCCGGAGCCGCGCUCCGCCCCCUCGGCACGCAGGCCCCGCGCGGGCUCGCGUUUGCGCGCUCGUCCCCGGCGGAGCCUCGGUGCGGCCUGCGGGACGGGGCGGGCAGAGGCCGGGCCGCUGAAGUCGGAGGGGAGGGGCCGCCGCAGGCGGCGGCGAAGAGCAUGUCGGCAACUCGAGCCAAGAAAGUGAAGAUGGCCACCAAAUCGUGCCCCGAGUGCGACCAACAGGUUCCUGUUGCAUGUAAAUCAUGUCCUUGUGGUUACAUAUUUAUUAGCAGAAAACUUUUAAAUGCAAAACACUCAGAGAAGUUACCACCUUCUACAGAAAACAAGCAUGAGGCCAAGAGGAGGCGAACAGAGAGAGUUAGGAGAGAGAAGAUAAAUUCUACAGUAAAUAAAGAUUUAGAAAACAGAAAGAGAUCUCGAAGUAACAGCCAUUCAGAUCAUAUCAGACGAGGAAGAGGAAGACCUAAAAGUGCAUCUGCUAAAAAACAUGAGGAAGAAAGAGAGAAACAAGAGAAGGAAGUUGAUAUCUACGCUAACCUCUCUGAUGAAAAAGCUUUUGUGUUUUCAGUCGCCUUAGCAGAAAUAAAUCGAAAAAUUAUCAAUCAAAGACUUAUCCUCUGAUACUUGUCUGCAACAUGUGUUGAAACUUUCUUCAGGAUUGCAUCAGCGAGUUCUGAACAGGAUGGACUCUGAGGAGCAUCUGGCUACAUCACGAGAGGCCAUCGAUCAUCUUUUUCCCUGUCGUUUAACCUGUGCCACACUUGGGGAGCAAAGCUGUGGGCUUGGUGGACUCUUCUAGGAUUUCCUUGUUUACCAAGGAGUAUUGUCAGUGUUUUGUGUUUGGGACAUAAAAGCAAGUAUAUUUAUGAAAAAAUAGCUGACUGGAUAUUAAAGGAUAAAAAAGGUUAAAGGUGGGGGUGGAGGGGUGAAAACUACGGAAAUAAAAUGCUUGACGCUUUUCAGCUUUGCCACCAGAGAUGCAAUAUUUUAAAUAACUGUCAAUGAGUAAAUAUGUAUUUCAGAUUUUCAUCCCUAACGGAUUGCAUAUAUAUAGUUCAUUUACUUUUAGUAAAUUGGCAAUUGAUGUUUUAUUGAAUGGGGAAUUAAGAAUAUAAAUUGUAAAUUUUAUCUAAAUUUUUUUUUUCUUGGCCUUUAUUUUUAUGACUUAAGAUAUGAGUUAUAUUUUAGGACGUAACUUUCUAGACAGUUUAGAGUUUUGGGUGCUAUUUGAAGAAAAACCUUUAAGGAUAUAUCAUACUUCAGAUAUAAACACCUUGUUUUUUCUUGAAUGUAACUUAUUUAUUGGUUAAAAGAAAUUUUUUCUGCUCUCAAGAUGGUGCCUGUUAACCUAAAUGUAAAGUAUAUUUAUUACAUGCAAAAUAUUUCUUAGUCACUUUUGAGCAGUAAUGUUUUAUCUGAAUGGAUAUUCAUUUAUACAUCCCAAUAAUUAUUUAAAUUGUUACUUAAUUUCUCUCUGGAAAAAAAAAUAAACCUUAAUAUUGAAAC
Messenger RNA from Otolemur garnettii (small-eared galago), 1585 nucleotides. RefSeq names its product chromosome unknown C16orf87 homolog (gene HDIP1). NCBI's taxonomy places the organism in Eukaryota, Metazoa, Chordata, Mammalia, Primates, Galagidae. The transcript is spliced from 4 exons. The record is from RefSeq and is a predicted model, not a curated record. The coding region runs from base 236 to 700 and encodes 154 amino acids.